AUGGCUGGCCUCUUAUCACAGGUUCCCGUCGUGAACCGACUCUUGGGACUGGUCUCAACCCGUCAGUCAAUUGACGUCCCCCCGGUCGAGGUUCACUCGAUUGAGACAGACCCGGACAGAAGGGCAAGAUGUCUAAAGCAUCUGUUGAAGGCCAAUCACGCCAACUACUCAAUCGUCUACCACAAUCUUGAGUUCGACAACCACAACCCUCAUGUCCUCAGCUCGGCGUACCUCCUUGGGGCAAGUGUCUCUCAGCUGAAUGACAUUUACGACAAGCAGAUUGUUGAGCUAGAGCCAUGGGUGCCUUCACCUGCGGAGAUUGGUGACGAUGAUUGGGAGGAGCUUCGAGGGGACCGAAGAUACCAGCGUGCCUUUGUCGACUAUUUCGAAGACAAGCUUGUCAUGCGCUUCAACUAUGACUGGCGACAAGAGAUGGUCCAUUAUUUGUUCACGGGCGACGAGCCAUUGUGGCAUGGUCUAAUUGGUGGCCUUGGACACCCUCUCAUUCAUCUUGGAUAUGCCUUUGAGAUGGACUGCAAGGAGGUUGCGAUGGAGUCACUAGGCCUCGCUUGCGUGCAGUACAACUUCUUCCACAAGUACAUUGACAACAAAUCCUACACCAAGAAAGCUUCCUUCACCUCCGACUCACCGCUUCAGCUGCUCAUCAAGAUGACCAAGGACGAGCGGUUCAAUGCCCUGCCAAAACACCCCGAUCUCGACGACCUGCCAGAGAUCUUCGAAAAGUACGAGGAUCUGAUCCUGGAGUACUGGAAUGCCUGGGAGAUUAACGACCCUCUCAAGCAGUUUGAGAUGUCGCAAGAAGCUGCAGUGGCUAUACUGGUUGCCACUGUUCAACCAGGAACUCAUGCCUUCGAUUUCUUCCUUGUCCAUCUCUUGACCACGAGUCAUGCUGUUCGAAUUCUGCUACCUUACUUCCCGAAAGAGCACCACAUCACUCUUGUCCGAGAGUGGUGGCUUCUGGUGCUGGCCGUCUUCAUCGUCAGGGGCCGACCUCUGCCCAAUCCAGACAAUGUGGACAGCGACCUGAAAGGCAGGGACUGGAAAUACGUCGUGGACAAGGCUCUGAACUCGUCUUGGGCCACCGAUGCUCAUUACGUCAAAGCGAUCCGCGCUAUGAAGGAGGCGUCGCAGACUUGGGGUGAUGCUAACAACCUGUACCUCCUUGCCGCCCUCACUUUCGUGGACAACUUUCAAGGAUGGACAUUUUAA
This is a messenger RNA of Fusarium keratoplasticum, 1230 nucleotides long. RefSeq lists its product as uncharacterized. Bases 1 to 1230 code for a protein of 409 amino acids. Gene Ontology annotation, molecular function: oxidoreductase activity. The transcript has 3 exons. Lineage: Eukaryota; Fungi; Ascomycota; Sordariomycetes; Hypocreales; Nectriaceae. The record is from RefSeq and is a predicted model, not a curated record.